AUGGCAAUGUUGAUAGAAAAUGAAGUCAUGUGUAUGAGAAAGAGUAUGGAAGAAAAAGAUGUAAAAGGAGCACGUAGUGUUAAGAGAAAAAGAAGAGAACAUGCUAUUGGACCAAUCAUAGAUGAUGAUGAUAACCACAAUAAGAAGAUGAUAAAAAAACAUAUUGGUGAAAAUUCUACAACUAAUACUACAAAGAGAAGCUCAAGAUUUCGUGGUGUUAGCAGACAUAGAUGGACUGGUCGAUUUGAAGCUCACUUGUGGGACAAACUUUCUUGGAACAUAACACAAAAAAAGAAAGGGAAGCAAGGGGCUUAUGAUGAAGAAGAAUCUGCUGCAAGAGCAUAUGAUUUAGCUGCACUUAAGUAUUGGGGAACAUCAACUUUCACUAAUUUUCAGACAUCAGAUUAUGAGAAAGAGAUAGAAAUAAUGAAAACCAUGACCAAAGAGGAGUACUUGGCCACAUUAAGAAGAAAGAGCAGUGGUUUUUCAAGAGGUGUCUCAAAGUAUAGAGGUGUUGCAAGGCAUCACCAUAAUGGUAGAUGGGAAGCAAGGAUAGGAAGAGUUUUUGGAAACAAAUAUCUUUAUCUAGGAACAUAUAGUACACAGGAGGAAGCUGCGCGUGCUUAUGACAUAGCUGCAAUUGAAUACAGAGGAAUUCAUGCUGUAACCAACUUUGAAUUAAGCAGUUACAUAAAAUGGUUAAAGCCAGAAAGUGACAAAGAAGAAAAACAUGAAUCACAAGCAUUACCAAAUGAGUCACAAACAAUGGAAUCUCCAAAUAACUCUACUCUAUUACAAGAGUCAAAGUUAUUAGCCCUUCAAAAGAGCUUUUUCAUUCCAAAUUGCAUUAAUUCCAAUGAAAAGCAAGAUUCUUCAUCUUCAUUUGAAAACAAAAACUAUCAUUUCUUGAGCAACAAGUCAACUUCUCCAACAGCGCUUAGUCUUCUCCUUCGGUCUUCGUUAUUUAGAGAAUUACUUGAAAAGAAUUCAAAUGUAUCCGAGGAUGAAGUCACCAGCGAGCAUCAUCAACAACAACAGCAAAUAGCUAGUGAUGAUGAACUAUGUGGAACCUUCUAUGAUGGUAUUGACAAUAUCUCAUUUGACUUUGAUCCCAAUAUAUGCAACAUAGAAUUGCAAGAAAGAGAUUUGAAUUCAAUAUUUUGUACAUAA
Trifolium pratense (red clover) is the source of this 1170-nucleotide messenger RNA. Its product is annotated as AP2-like ethylene-responsive transcription factor At1g79700. The transcript has 7 exons. Gene Ontology annotation, biological process: regulation of DNA-templated transcription. The coding region runs from base 1 to 1170 and encodes 389 amino acids. NCBI's taxonomy places the organism in Eukaryota, Viridiplantae, Streptophyta, Magnoliopsida, Fabales, Fabaceae. The record is from RefSeq and is a predicted model, not a curated record. Gene Ontology annotation, molecular function: DNA binding; DNA-binding transcription factor activity.